This is a messenger RNA of Diversispora eburnea, 474 nucleotides long. The record is from the annotation of a GenBank genome assembly. Lineage: Eukaryota; Fungi; Glomeromycota; Glomeromycetes; Diversisporales; Diversisporaceae.
AUGUCAAUUAAUUUUAUGAAGUAUUUUGCUUUACUUUUAUUCAUAGUGUUAGCUUUAUUAACAUCUACAAAUCCGGAUAUUCCAUCACAAACAAAAACCAUCUCUAGCAUUACUUGUAGCUCGUGCAAAGUUGAUACUUCAGUUGAUACCAAAUUCCAAGAUUUUAUUGUUACACCAGCUACUUCAAAUUCAGAACCGGAUAGUAUUUUCCCCACUAUCACUCCAUCUACUUUUGAAAUUGGUUCUAAUAAAAUAAUAUCAUACAAGACUACCACUUUCUUUAGUGCAAUCACGAUAAUACGUCCAGGAUAUACAACAACUUUUUUAACAACUCAAUAUAUGAUAAUAGCUUCAACUGAAGUUUACAUUCCUCCAAGUACCGUGGUUGUCAGUAAAGAAGUUACUGCAACUAUUCCUUAUAAUGACAGUUAUAAUAAACCUUUAUCCGAAGAUCCAGGUACUACUGUAGAUUGA